UGUGGUUUUAUUUCUAUAAAAAACUAGAACCACGACAAGUAUUUUGGAAUGGAAGGAGUAGUUAUGUAUUUGGAUUAGAUGUGACUUGUAGUUCUAGGUAGAGAAUUCAGUCAUAAAGCUAGAUAUUUUGUCUGUAACUUAAAUAGAGGAGAAGGCAGGAAGGCACCAGAAGGGGACGCAGUCACCGCCCUAGGUGCCGACCCAUCAGAGAUGCAGUUGAUGAUGGCGCAGCGUAGAAGACGACAGAAGCACAAGAGUUCAAAUUCAGUCGUCAUCGUCCGCUUCACUCCCGCUAAGACUGAGGGGGAAUGUUAGAAGUAUAAUUAUGUUUAUUAAGUUAGAGAUUAGGAGUUAGAGGUAUGAUUGGUUUAAACCAUGUACGACUUGUCCCCUACUUCAAGUCUCUCUCUCAUAUUGUGCUCUAUAUAGAUAUCUCACACCUGGGUCAGAUCAGCACAACACAAAAACAAUAUUCUAGGCGUCCAAUAUAAUAUAUUUUCUACAUAACUCUAGUAUAGUUUUGUUAGAAACCUCGAGUGAUCUAAAAGUAGUAGCAUGCCUUAUGCUUUCUAGUUUCCAGCAAUAUAUCGUCGGAUUAGUAGCAAAAUCCUAACUGCGGGUGCCAGAGUGCAUGUACAAAUGUAGAACAGCUCAACCACCUCUUUCAUCAUUCCUUUGGGGCUCAAAACAACGUGGGAUCCAAGCCAGCAUGCAUGGUGGUGUGAUUUCCUCUAUAUAUACCCCCAUCUUUCAUUCCUUUGGGGCUCAUUCUCAUUGCAAUCACUUAGACACCACACACACACACUCUCCAUGCAUGCAUGAUCCUGCAAGCAAGCAAUUGCAAGCAGCAGAGGAUCUAUCAAGAAUUAAUGCCUAUGCAGCUGUGUCAUCCUUGCCUUGCUGUGUAUGGCAUUCUUUUGCUUCUUUGUUGGCCAUUCGCUUGUGCCCAUGCUUAUGCAUCUCAGAGCCGGCUUGUCCCUGGCAAGCCGCUCUCCCCUGGGAGUGUCGUCGUCUCCCAAGAUGGGGUGUUUGCCCUGGGAUUCUUCUCCACCGAUGGGGAUGGGGAGAAGCGGCAGCGCCACUAUGUGGGCAUAUGGUACAACAGCAUCCCGGAGCGCACCGUGGUAUGGGUUUCUAACCGUGCGGCGCCCAUCACCACUAACCUUUCCUCUGCAAAUCUUGCGGUGACCAGCAGCUCCGGCAUAGUGCUGUCUGAUAGCGAUGGCCGUGCCGUGUGGACAACCAACAAGAGCAUCAGCAUCAGCGCGAGCGCGAGCGCGAGCACGGUGGAAGCAGUGUUGGACAACACCGACAACUUCAUCCUUCGGUCGUUGGCCGACAGUGCCAUACUAUGGCAAAGCUUCGACCACCCUACCGACACCCUCCUCCCCGGCAUGAACCUGAGGCUGAGCCACAAGACGCUCCCACUGCAGCACCUCGUGUCGUGGAAAGGGCAGCAGGACCCAUCCCCCGGCGAGUUCUCGUACGGCGCGGACCCUAGCAACCUCCUCCGGUGCUUCGCCUGGAACGGGUCGAGGCCACACCGGCGAAGCCCGGUGUGGACAAGCCACCUCUACAUGGGCGGAUUCAACGAGUCGGCCAUUUACAUGGCCUUGCAUCACGCCGGCGACGAGGUGUACAUGUCCUUCGGCAUGCCGGCUGGCUCCUUCGUCCAGCUGGUGAGGUUGGAGAUCGACUACUCAGGCAAGGUAAAUAUACUAAGCUGGCAGAGCAACAUGUCCGCAUGGAGGGCCCUGUACGCAGAGCCUCAACAUGAGUGCAAUACGUACGGCUACUGCGGUCCUUAUGGUUACUGCGACAACACACAAAUCGUCCCGGUUUGCAAGUGCCUUGACGGUUUUGAACCGAGGGAUGCUAAAGGAUGGAUCUCCGGUAGCUUCUCACAGGGAUGCCGCCCCAAGGAGGUGCCAAGGUGCACCCAUGGAGACAGUUUCUUGGCCUUUCCGGGCAUGAAGGUCCCGGACAAGUUCCUUCGUGUCCCGAGCAGAAGCUUUGAUGAGUGCACCGAGGAAUGCAGAAGCAAUUGCUCCUGCGUGGCAUAUGCUUACUCCAAGAUGAGCAACAUAGAUAUUGACGGGGAUGACACAAGAUGCCUGUUAUGGAUAGGCGAUUUUAUCGACAUGGAGAACAACCAUCAAGGAGGGGAGAACCUCUAUGUUCGGACUAAAAGAUUGCAAGGUAUGCAUCACUCCACUUUCUCUGCUUGCUUAUGUUUUACUGUGUGUAAGAUUGAAGAUAACAACAAGCCUCCCAUCGUGCUCAUUGAAAGUUAUGAGCACCAAGCUGUUUACUUCAAUAGAUGA
This is a messenger RNA of Triticum aestivum (bread wheat), 2324 nucleotides long. RefSeq names its product S-locus-specific glycoprotein S13-like. The transcript is spliced from 2 exons. Gene Ontology annotation, biological process: recognition of pollen. The record is from RefSeq and is a predicted model, not a curated record. Lineage: Eukaryota; Viridiplantae; Streptophyta; Magnoliopsida; Poales; Poaceae. The coding region runs from base 819 to 2324 and encodes 501 amino acids.